UGACCAUCAAUAUCUCAAACGAGUAAACGAGCACAUGCUGGCAAGCUCUCGUGGUCGGAUCUUUCCUUAUAUCUCAUUGCUUUUCUCUCUGUAAAACCACUAUUCGAUUCUGGAGAUAGAAUUGAAUCACGACUCUCAUUCAGAUUCUGGGUCGAUUUUUUUUUUUUGCAGUCAAAAUUUUUUCAAAUUUUCUUCUCUAUAAGGAAAAUAGAAUAAUUAAUGUCUUCACCGACGCCCGGAGCAGCGCCGGCUCCGACGUCACCACCCGCUCCACCUGCCAAUACUUCCUCUCCUCCGCCUGCAGCAAGUGCACCGCCACCUUCUCCACCGGCGUUGGCUCCCCCACCUACCACUCCAACUCCUCCGGCGACUUCUUCUUCUCCGCCCCCACCUUUAACACCAGCUCCUUCCACUUCUCCUCCAGCGCCGGCGACCUCUUCCACUCCGGCCCCUUCCGGUUCUCCCCCAUCCACUUCCUCUCCGCCUGCAAGAACCCCAUCUCCUCCGACGGGUACAACCCCUUCUCCGCCUCGUCCACCACCGCGAUCCACUCCCUCGCCUCCGGUUCCAAGCAGUGGAGGAGGUAGCUCUACGACCCCGUCACCGCCGUCUGAUGGCGGAUCGUCGGGUAUAUCAACAGGUUUAGUGGUGGGAAUAGCAAUUGGAGGCGUGUUGGUGCUGGCAGUUUUGUGUUUGAUUUGCGUUUUUUGCAGAAAGAAAAAGAGACGAGAUCAUGUGCCUGUGGAUUACUAUACUCAGCAACCUCCCCCUCCUCCUCCUGGGCAUAAAGCUGAUUCAUAUGGUGUGCCAGCCAAUCAUAGGCAGCAUUAUGCACCGCCACCUUCAGAUCAUGUUGUUACAAUUCCUCCAAAGCCCUUCCCUCCUCCAGGGGUAUCUCGACCUCCACUUUCUCCUCCUCACCCGGCCCCACCUCACAUUAGCAGCAGUGGAGCUUCGUCCAAUAACUAUUCAGGAUCUUCAAAUCCACUUCCACCACCAUCACCGGAAAUGACUAUGGGGUUCACAAAGAGCACAUUCACUUAUGAAGAAUUGGAAAGGGCAACUGAUGGCUACUCUGAUGCCAACCUUCUCGGACAAGGCGGUUUUGGGUAUGUGCAUAGAGGGGUUCUUCCUAACGGGAAAGAGGUCGCUGUUAAGAGGUUGAAAGCCGGUAGUGGACAGGGCGAAAAGGAAUUUCAAGCCGAGGUUGAGAUCAUUAGCAGAGUGCAUCACAAACACCUUGUUUCUUUAGUUGGAUAUUGCAUCGAGGGGUUCCACAGAGUGCUUGUCUACGAAUUUGUGCCUAACAACACCCUUGAAUUUCACUUACAUGGAAAGGGAAGACCUCCAUUAGACUGGCCUACAAGACUUAAGGUUGCCUUAGGAUCUGCAAAAGGACUGGCUUAUUUGCAUGAGGACUGUAAUCCUAAAAUCAUUCACCGUGAUAUCAAGGCUGCCAAUAUACUCCUCGACUUUAAAUUUGAGCCUAAGGUGGCUGAUUUUGGACUUGCAAAACUGACUUCUGAUGCUAACACUCAUGUCUCAACCCGGGUUAUGGGCACAUUUGGGUACUUGGCCCCAGAAUACGCUUCGUCCGGGAAGCUUAGUGAUAAGUCUGAUGUAUUCUCAUUUGGGGUAAUGCUUCUUGAGUUAAUUACUGGGCGCCGUCCCGUUGACUCUAAUCAAGCUUUCAUGGAUGAUAGCUUGGUGGACUGGGCAAGACCUCUACUCACUCGUGCUCUAGAAGAAGGAAACUUUAAUACACUUGUAGAUCCACGGCUAGAAAAUGAUUACAACCACAAAGAAGUGUCGCGUGUGAUUGCUUGCGCUGCUGCUUGUGUCCGUCAUGCUGCCAGGCGUCGACCUAGAAUGAGCCAGGUUGUGAGGGCUUUAGAAGGAGACAUGUCGUUAUCCGAUCUCAACGAAGGAAUCAGGCCGGGGCACAGCUCGGCCUAUGGAAGUUCAUAUGGAAGUUCAGACUAUGACACUAUGCAAUACAAUGAAGACAUGAAGAAAAUGAGAAAGAUGGCUCUCGGAAGCCAAGAAUAUGGUGGUAGCACGGGUCAGUAUAGUAACCCGACCAGUGAAUAUGGGUUAAACCCAUCAGGGUCGAGCAGCGAAGGUCAAGAAACGGAGAUGAGUUUGAGGACGAACAAAGACAGCAAAGGGUACGGGACAUAUGGUGGAAGAUAAUAACAGCUUCUCAUUCCAUUGGAUAUGUGUAUAAGUUCAUUCUACUAUAGGCUAACCCUAUUCUUUUUCUACUCCUGAAUUUUGUGUGAAAUAUUCUUUUUCCCCCGCCCAAUUGUUGUAUUUAUUAUUAAUAAUUUAUUCAUUCAAAAGAGAUGAGGUGCUUGAGUGUUCAUAUGAAUAUAUUUGGUUGGUUGUAUGUUUGUUCAGACUUCUUACUCAACUUCCUGCUUUAG
This is a messenger RNA of Cuscuta epithymum, 2426 nucleotides long. The record is from the annotation of a GenBank genome assembly. NCBI's taxonomy places the organism in Eukaryota, Viridiplantae, Streptophyta, Magnoliopsida, Solanales, Convolvulaceae.